CCGCCAAUAAAGUCUCCAAUCAGAACAGCUGUGCUUAGACCCGCUAUCAAUUAGCAUAGGUAAACAAGUUUUCUUCGCAGGCUUAUAAAUUGUAUUACUCAACAGAUGAAAGAUUCAGUUUAAUUUGACAAGAAAUUUAUGGCAGCAGCUAGACAGUUUGUUAAUAAAAGCUUCCUUUUGGCGCAGUUAAACAAGACUUCUGACUCCUACGUCCGCAAAAUGUCAACACAUUCUUUACCUAUUCUGUAUUCCUACUGGCCAAGCUCUUGUUCCUGGAGAGUUCGCAUAGCACUUGCAAUCAAGAAGAUAGAGUACGAAAUUAAGCCCACUUCUUUGUUAAAAACAGCCAGCGAUCAUGCCUAUACAGAGGAAUACAGAGCAGUAAAUCCCAUGCAAAAGGUUCCUUCCUUGAAAAUUGAUGGUCAUACACUUUGUGACUCGGUGGCCAUAAUGCACUAUCUGGAUGAAACUCGUCCUCAGCCUUCAAUCCUCCCUCAAGAUCCUGUUAAGAGAGCCAAAGUCCGAGAAAUUGUGGAACUCAUUGGCUCUAGCAUUCAGCCACUGCAGAAUAGCGCAGUCCUGAAUCACGUAGGAAAGGACAACAGUCUAGAAUGGGCUCAGCACUGGAUAAAUCGUGGAUUUCAAGGAUUGGAGAAAAUUCUUUCACAGUCGGCUGGGAAGUUCUGUGUGGGAGAUGAACUAACCAUGGCUGAUAUUUGUCUCGUGCCACAGGUUGGCAAUGCCAGAAGAUAUAAAGCUGACCUAAGUCCUUAUCCUACCAUAGUUCGCUUGGACGAAGAACUACAAAAACUAGAUGUUUUUAUAACAACUCAUCCCAACAGACAACCCGACUGUCCGCCGAAAUUCGCUCAGAAAUAGUAAGAACUUUAGAGCAUGGAUUGCUAAAGGUGUUUAAAUUGCAUUUAUUUUUUUUAUUAUAAAACGAUAUUUUAAAAUUUAUAAAAACA
Drosophila eugracilis is the source of this 968-nucleotide messenger RNA. It is a transcript of the gene GstZ1, whose product is annotated as probable maleylacetoacetate isomerase 1. Gene Ontology annotation, biological process: L-phenylalanine catabolic process; glutathione metabolic process. Gene Ontology annotation, molecular function: maleylacetoacetate isomerase activity; glutathione transferase activity. Lineage: Eukaryota; Metazoa; Arthropoda; Insecta; Diptera; Drosophilidae. The transcript is spliced from 3 exons. Bases 139 to 879 code for a protein of 246 amino acids. Gene Ontology annotation, cellular component: cytoplasm; mitochondrion. The record is from RefSeq and is a predicted model, not a curated record.